AUGUGCGAUUAUCAAAGUGGAUUGGUUUAUCAAUAUCAAAAUGUUACUAAUACUGCCACACAAAUUGAUAUUGCAGUUAUUUUAUUUUCAUUUUGUAUCAUUCUCAUGAAUUAUUUCAUAUUAUAUUUAAUAUUUCAAAUAUUUCUAUCAUCUCAUUUAAUAAGUAUUCUAAUUAUGAUUCAAAUAACAUUUGACACAUUAGUUUGUAUAUCACAAAUCGGUAAUAAAUUUUGCCCAUUUUUUCUAAUCACCUCAGAAAUGUGGAUCAAUAUUUUAGGCUGUCAUAUAUGGACAAGUGAAUUUUUAAAUAGUUUAUUUAAUACAUUUUGUAAACAAUCUAUGCUGACCAUGUUAAUUGAACGUUGUAUACUUAUAUAUUUACCAAAUAUAAACUUGUUAAAUUAUCCGAAACUAUUGUGUGGAUUAUAUUGUUUUUCAGUAGCAUAUAAUAUAGCUAGUAAUUUAUAUUUAAUUCUAUUAGUGAAAUUAGAUCAAACUGGUCAAUGUUUAGUCAUUUCUAAAAUGUCGAUCAGUAGUAGUGAUCGAUCAGAGUUGAUUAUUUUCAAUAAUGCUUCAUUGAUACUUGGUGAUAUUAUACCAUUAUCAAUGAUGAUCAUCAUGUUAAUAUUGAUAAUCUCGCAUGAAUAUAAAAUCAAAUUUGUUUCAACAGAUGCAAGUCAAAUUAAACCAGUAGAAAACCAUUUUAUUUUAUUAUUGGUUUUAUGGUCUAUACCAGAAAUUUUAAUAUCUAUAUUGGAUAUAUGUCAACAUAUAUGUGAAGAUCAUGUAGAAUAUGAAUCAAUAUGUGACAUAACCCAUCAUUGUUUAGAAUUAUUACGUUCAAUUAUAUUUAUUUUACAUUCUAUCAGUUUGUUUAUUCUACUAAAACCAAUGAGAACUGAAGCUUUAGUAAUUUUGAAAAAUGUUUCAAAGUUUCUGAAGAAAAUGUUUCAGAAAAAUUAA
Messenger RNA from Schistosoma turkestanicum, 963 nucleotides. The record is from the annotation of a GenBank genome assembly. NCBI's taxonomy places the organism in Eukaryota, Metazoa, Platyhelminthes, Trematoda, Strigeidida, Schistosomatidae.